CGAAUUGAUAUUCGGACAUGCUGAGAGCAUCAAAUGCUGGAAGCCACUGCACAGACUCCAAUAGAAACGGACUUGCGAUUCUUGCCAACCUUUCUUGGCGAAAUCAAUUAGAAACCUGGACGAAUGUAUUAUUGCUAUACUCUGGGAAGCAAGCCGCUGUAAUUUAUCUCAAGACGUACUGACUGCUGGUAAAACUUCAAUCUUGUCCAAUUUAUGGGAUGCAGCAGCAUUUUUUCGCUCGGCUUCAUCGUAUCAAUCCGAAUACAAGAGCGUGGGUUUCGCCCUGCAGCCUCCAGUUUGAAUAAGAGAUCAUCACUGACUGCGUCGAAGAAUAAUUUGAUCACGCUCGCGCUUGACUGUCUGCGAAACUGCCUUGAGCUUUUGCGCUUAACCAACUCAGUGUGUAAUCACAAGUUCGUCCAUCAAGAUUGCGAUAAGUCGGCAUGUAAGAUUGAUUGCGUACUGAGUGCAGAAAAGUGCAUCAAGCUAUUCGUUGACGAAUUAUCAUGUGUGUUCUUCAAGAAAGACAAUAUCCGGUCCAAAGAAGGAUGGUGGCUUUCAGCCUUUUACAGCCUCUGUAUUCAAGGUUUUGUAAGACGGGCGUUGAUUCAAUUGAAUCCAGAGUCUUGUACGGACGAUGAAACUAAUCAGUACUUAUACCUCGCGAUCCGAUUAUUUGGUGCCAGUUCCGGGACAUACGACCCUUUGACUCGAGACUAUGCUACUUGUAGCGAAGGAAGUGACAACUCUAUGGCGGGAAAUUUUAAAGCCGCUCAGCUCUCCUUACACCAAUACAAAUGGACAUCAAGCGAGAUUACUGGCUCGGUCAAUUAUCUCAAAAGGCUGUUUGAAGACAAAGGAGACUGUCUCAAGCCUAGAAGGAUGACUGUCCAGACUUUAGGUUGGACGGCGGAUACCCAGCUAUUGAAACUGUACAAAUUUAACGUCCCGGUGGGGCAGGAGCCAUAUUUCGACUUGCGUCCACAAUGGCCCGUGAGCCCAGAAACUCCUCAGCGAGUCUACUUAGAUCCUCCACCCAUAAACCAAACAAGAAAUUAUUCUUGUCGAUAUCCAGGUUGCACAGGAAAGGUUCGUGUUUUUGGGCGGCCAGCAAAUCUCAUCAGACAUUACAAAAAUGUGCAUCUGGAUCCUGAUAUAAAGGAUUUCUUCGCAUGCGAUCAUCGUAACUGUGGACGGUCAUUUAACCCUUUCUCACGGAAAGAUCAUCUCAGAGAUCAUUUUCGAGAUUACCACAAGGAGCCAAUCGGAAACGCCAAAGGGGAGAAGUCCAUGAGAAAUACCCCAAAGUGGCUAGAGGUACAGAGUUGGCUCAAUGAUAGAGUGUAUAAAGCCAACUGGUGGAGAUGUGGGAAAUGUUUGUGUAGGAUUAUGAUAUCAGAUCGGGCUACGAGUGCAACGCUUGCAAGACUUCUUGUGAAUCCGAGGUGGUCCAACUAAUCGUAUCUCUCCGUCAAGAGCACGAAGAACGCAGCCAUGCCGAAAAUCCAUCGCAGGAAAUCCCACCCCCGAGUUCAGCGUAUUCUUGCUCAAUGUGCAGCGACACUGGAUGGUUCUGGGUUGAGCUUAACAAUGGCUGGGAUCCUUGCACAAGUUGCCAGCCAAGUUCGUGGUCGGCCCAGUUUGAGACGAAUGAGUCGUAUUGAGAUAUGCCCCCCUACUCAUGAAGCAGCGGCUACUUGGGAAAAAAAUCGCAAUUCACGACUUCAUGCACAGGAAGAUUUGAAAUCCUAUGGGACGCAGCAUAUCUUGACAUUCGAAGCUAAUAUUCUCAAUCAGUGUCAACUAGUCGGAGCCAUUCUCUCCAGGCUUGAACGUCAUCACAAUAUGCCCGUCAAAGGAUGAUUCAGCCACACGUUGCACAACAUUAGCGCCAGAAUCCACGAAACCGGGAGUUGUGACCCACUCGCACAAC
Molecule: messenger RNA, 1933 nt
Organism: Mollisia scopiformis
Lineage: Eukaryota; Fungi; Ascomycota; Leotiomycetes; Helotiales; Mollisiaceae
Exons: 2
Coding region: 214-1458 (414 amino acids)
Source: RefSeq, a predicted model, not a curated record